UCCGGCCAUAGUAGGCUAGGUAGUUGCACCUUAAAAUGCGAUGAACGAGAGAGAGAGAGACGAUAAACUAAUAAUGCAUAAGUUUGCUGAGAAAAGUAGCAGAUUGACUGCAGCGUAAUAUUUUUUUAAACAAUGUACUUCACGCGUGUCCUCGUUGCCACGGCUAUUGGCUUCUUGUGGUAUUUCUCAGAUUACGGAGAAGUUACACUCCAGUUAGGCGUGUUUAUCUGCGUUCUUUUGUCUUUUAAGAUCUUCAAAAGGUCCGUUGAAUGUAGUACACAGACAGACGAAUUGGCUGAAAAUCCACCAAAUCAGGAGAUUGACGAGGAGAAAAUAUGCGGUUGUGAUGGGAGCAGUAUGAUCAGCACUAAGGAGGAAUCAUCUCAUGGGUUGCAAUAUGUAAAUGUUAAGAGAUCUCUUCAAAAAGUGUUUGAGUGUGCAUAUGUGCAGACGGUCGUUCCUUGGUACAAUGUGCCCGAGGUCAUCACCAGCCAGCCUCUGCAUGGAGCGCUCAAGACUGAGUUUGACCUGUUUGUUGAUCGGCUCAUCAGUAGGGCACGAGGGUUUAACCUUUGUGCUGCAAGUGUGGGGUGCAUUCGCAUCCUCACACAACACCUGCACAAUGCAAAGCAGUCCAAAGGAGCCCCUCUGUUCAGCUCCAAGGCGGAGGAGAUGGCAGUGCUCCGGGUGUUUUCUGAAGCCCUUGUGCGGAACCUCCUUCCGGAGACCUUGUGGGACCUUGAACUCUACCGCUGUAUUUUAAAUGAAGUAGUUGCUGUAAAAGUGUUAGACCUGCUAGUGACCUGGCUCUCAGACCCGGACAAUCUUAACCAGCUGGUAGUGGGUCAACUGGAUGGAGGGGUCGUCAGCCAAUCUGUGGAGGACCUCUGUGAGUCAGAGAGAGAGGACGGAGCCUCCUCCUCAGAGUCUGAAGACGAUGGAGCCUCAGCAGAUGAUGCAGAGGAUGUCCCCAGAAAGAAAACGAAAGCUGGUAAGAAAUUAAAAGAAGGAUGGUCAAAAUUUCUUGAAAAAAUGAAGUCCAAGAAGGCCAAGAAGAAGGAACUUAAGAAGAAGGAGCAGGAGCUCAUGUUCAAGGCCCUGGGUCAGCAGAGUCCAGCUUCCCUUGAUGAAGACUGUAAUGCUGCCAGCAGCAACGAGGGCUCUGUCAGGAGUGAGACAGACUCUGAAAGUGAGGACAGUGACCUAGAGACCUACCUUACAAGUGUCCAGGAGGACAUGAUGGAGUUUAAGUUGUCUUAUGAGAUGUGGAGAGUGGGGAACUGGAAUGUCACAGUGAAGAAUGUUCAGCAAGAGAAUGAGGAGUUAUGUUUCACAGUCCAUCUAGAAGAACGAGACAACCCUGAAAAUCUUCACUGGGAUGUGAUGAAGACACAAACAGACCUCCUCCACUUCCAUAGCCGAUGGCAGGACAUGUCAGGUCUGCCAUCGGUUUCUGCCAUAGUUGAUGACAAAGGGAGGGAUCUGGAUGAAGCAUUUCAAGAAGAAACUAAGACCACUUUGCAGAGUUUUCUUCAGGAACUGGUGUCAGAUUCCCAGUUUGGCCACAGUCAGCCCGUGUUUCAGUUCCUGUGUCCACUGGACAAGUUGCUGAGUGAGGAGCAACCUUGUGGAGGAGUGUGGGGUUUAGUCAGCGGCAUUGCCUACUUCCUGACUCCUUCAUUCGAGGAAGAGGAGCACUUUAGUCCGGUUGCAGAGGCUAACACGGGGGAUGUGAAAACUACAGUCAUAACGAAUAAGCUAGAGGCCAUGAAACAUACUGAAGGAGACGCUAUGGAACCUCAUCACUCCGGCCUCAACAGUAUUUGUCCUACCAAUACCAGUAACACUGACCAGGUUGAAGAGAAUGAACCUGUACGGGCCAAUGAUGACACAUCUGAAGGGUUAGAAGAUGGCGGGGAUCAAUCUGGAACCAUAAUCAGUGGGCUCUCCAGUAUCGCUGAAAGUUUUGAUGAAUUUCUGGCCAAAGCUAAAUCUGUGAUUCCCAAAGUGCAUCAGACAAUAAUCAAUCAAAAUUCAGACUCUUCGGUGUUGAAUGAUUCUUGGUCCCAUCUGGGGAACAAAACAAGUAAAAGAGACAAAAUUUUACACAGAAUGUCUGCUGGGAGGCACAAGAGCAAAGGAAAAGACCAAGGCUGCAUGGCAAAAGAGGACUCGAGCUAUUUGGAGAAAAAUACUAACCAGUCUUGGGAACACCUGGAAGCUACUAAAGCCAUAUUUGAUUUGCUGAAAGAAAUAUCUGGUAAUUCAUUUAUCCUCAACAUAUUUGAUGCUAUUUUAAAACCAGUUAUGCCUUUGGUGAAGAAGAAAGUGAAUAGCUUCUUGGAUAGAAUGAAUCCCACAGAAGCACAGGUAGCAUCCUACAUUGACACUGCUCGGGAGAAGCAGUGGCCCGAGGGUACUCAAUCCUCGAAGGACUCAAGACCUCAAAGGACUCAAGAGGAGAAGAAUGGCACAAGAGAACGAGCUCAACAACUCAUCAACACCAAAUAUUCAAAUUAUCUUAUACUCAAGAAGACUGAUAUGGAAACAAUGUUUAAGAUCUUCCAAGAAGCUGAGGAGAACAAGAAACUUGUUUAUAUGCUGCUAUCAUUCCUGUUGCAUGAUUUCUUGCCCGGAGAACCUGCUCUUAAUGUGAUAGCUCAGCUUUAUGUGAAAGACAUAAUUGACUUCAAAUAGAAUUGUUUAAGCACUUUUUAACCUGUUUAGUUAUUAUGAAAUGAUUAGUAUAUAUGUUAGUACUUUGUAGUACUGGUCAUGUAAUAUUUUAACAUAAAUAUACUUUGAAUAAAUCCUCUUUUUAAGCAUGCAUUUGAACUAAAAAGUUAAAAAUGUGAAUUGAUACCUCAUGGAAUACUGUGAAGACACUUUAAAUGAAUUUCCCUCUCUGGCUGCCUGGCAGAAUUUCGUUUUGAUGCUUCUGAAGUUUUGUUGUUAAGAUGCACCUUUUAAAUCACCAUUUAAAACACUUUUUUUUUUUUUUUUAAACUAAACUUUUUCAUUAUCCAUGUCACUUCAGGGAGCACAAUGGGACUGUAUGCUAGCAUCACUUAGACUUGUUGUACAGUGUAUGACAAAUAAGUUAAGAAGUGUAUAUAAGCAAGCUUUUCAGAGCUUCUGAAAAGAACUCCAUAAAUUCCACGAGUAACCUACUAAAACUGAAACCUAUGUAAGAAUAAGAGGUCAGAGGUUGUUGGCCUAAUUGAAGGGUUAGGUUUGUUUUAAACAUUUUAAAAAGUGUAUUGGAGAUUCAUUAGUGUAUCCAGACAGCUGUUUUUGUCAAUGUCAAUAAAUGUGUUUCACCUUUAA
Messenger RNA from Sardina pilchardus (European sardine), 3327 nucleotides. RefSeq lists its product as uncharacterized. Gene Ontology annotation, cellular component: endosome. Gene Ontology annotation, molecular function: phosphatidylinositol binding. The record is from RefSeq and is a predicted model, not a curated record. The coding region runs from base 133 to 2697 and encodes 854 amino acids. Lineage: Eukaryota; Metazoa; Chordata; Actinopteri; Clupeiformes; Clupeidae. The transcript has 16 exons.